This is a messenger RNA of Megachile rotundata (alfalfa leafcutting bee), 2464 nucleotides long. Its product is annotated as UBA-like domain-containing protein 2. The record is from RefSeq and is a predicted model, not a curated record. Gene Ontology annotation, molecular function: protein binding. NCBI's taxonomy places the organism in Eukaryota, Metazoa, Arthropoda, Insecta, Hymenoptera, Megachilidae.
GUCACAGCGUCCCCGUCCCUCGCGUCGCGCGACCCGCGUCGGCCGUCAACAGUCGGCGAUGAGUUUAGUUUUCAAAACAAGAGUCUGGUCACCACUCGUUGGCCGCACUCGUGUCUAAACGAAAACUGGAGGUACACUCGUAAACCGGUGACGUGAAAGGCUGUGAAAUAAUCGUGUCUCGUGCCGGCCUAGUUUCUUCCGGUGUUUUUGCCUUUCUCGUUAAAACGUGACGAAAAAAAUGGACACCCUUCGCGAACAGGUGAUGAUCAAUCAGUUCGUGUUGGCUGCAGGUUGUGCCCGGGAGCAGGCGAAACAGUUGCUGCAAGCGGCGCAUUGGCAGUUCGAGACUGCCCUCAGUAUUUUCUUCCAAGAGGCUGCGAUACCUCCUUGCGCGCAAGGACCUGGUACACAUUUCGGCCAAAUAACACCGUGUAACACACCAGCCACCCCACCAAAUUUUCCCGACGCGCUUUUAGCCUUCUCGAAAAUGUCUGCGGGCGACAAAACUCCUUCGGGAAUGUCACCGAGCCAAAAUGGAUUGCAUCAGAAUUCGAUGCAGACGGGGACGGCGGCGCAACACCAUGGGGGACGGUGUAGCGUGACCGGGAACGCGCAACAGCAAACGCAAAGUCAACAAUUAGGGCUAGGCGAGCCACAGAGAUAAAAGAAACUGGUUAUUCGGCGGCCCGUGCGCAAGAUCCCGAGGUCGCGCAAGAUGCACGUAAACGGUGUUUGAAACAGGAGGCAUGGUUUAAACGAUCGAAUUGCUCCCAGGGUUAUACACUGUGCGACACGAGAGCGUCUAUUAUUCGAGAUUUGAGCGCUCGUGUGUACUCUCUCAUCCCUAGAAAGGACGUGUGAGUUUUCCUGGAAAACCCAGGAAGCGGAGAAAAAACCCAGAUUUAUUUAGCGUGCGCGUAGAAGAAGCAAUCUCUGUUUAGAGAUCCAAUCAUUAAUUGAAUCACACACGGUAUACGUGGAUCUCUAGGAUAGCCGGAUAUACGACCCUCGAUUGUUUAUUCUCGUUAUUCUUUGAUGAUAUAUCGAACCGAACACGUCGGAUCACGGAUCCGAGCCUCUUGAAAACUCUCUUCUUCCGUCGGAUAUAUCAGAGGUUAUGUGUGGAACAAGAAAGAGAGAGAGACAACGGAGGUUAUUACAAAGACUAUUUCUUAUUUUUCUCUCCUUUUUAAAUGUGCUGUUGGGACGGUAGUUCCUAUGAUUAUGAAAGACAGCGAUACUCCUUAGCGCUUAUAAAAUUAGUAUGCGUCCAGAAUGCCGCUUGAUGUAAAUGAGUAGCGAGAAGCCUCCUCCACCGUCCCGGGUAUCUUCCUUGUUGUUUCUCGAUCUACAGACUCGCGGCUAAAUAGGAAAACGUGUGUGCGGUUCGCGGACCGCGGAAGUCAAUGAGAAAAUUGAAUAUCACUUCCACACUAUAGUACAAAAAAUUGCCAGCACUGGAUAAGCGCUUAGCCGACGACGGUAGUUUCUCAUUUUUCUUGUAGUCGAACGGAGAAACAUGAUGAAAUGUAAUUCGAUUUUAGUUGACCGCGAGUUGUACACGUAUACUUGACACCAUAGGGAUAAGAAUAGAAGGGAUGUACGGGUACCCGAUAUAUUGGGUUACUUACACAUUCUUGAACAAUGGGGUGUGUGAAAUGCAUGAAAUAUAAGCGGUAUAGAAAUAAAAAAAGAACGUACAGCUCUCUUGUAUCCUUGUCUGAUCACGCAUGCGCAACUUUGGGCGCGAUAUUUUGAAAACCUUUACAGAUGGAAAUAUGUUUCACGAUUCCUGAGAGUUGCGUUUUCUAAAUAAAAUAUAAAUAAAUAUAUGCGUGUUAGGGUACAAGAGACCCAUAUGGUAUCAUUCUUUUUCUAUCGCUAUAUCACCUUUUUCAUAUCGCAUACGCACUCUAUAUUCUUGUAUUUCUAUACUUGACACUCGUCUUCUUGAGAAAUGAUUGAUCUUGAUCGAGAGAGAGAUUUAAAAAUCUGAGUUUGUUUUGUUGCGAGAACAAAAUUAUUAUUUAUGCUCGAUAAGAAAGCGAGCGAUGAAUGAAAACACGAGGCUAAUUAUGAUAAAGACGGGAUUACCAUAAAUUCUUGUGUAAAAAUAUGUAAAAAGAAAUUUACUGAUUAUGCAAUGUCUACAUGAGUAUUUAUGUAACGUUAUCGAAAGAAUUAUACAUUUCAAGAAAAUCCCUUUCUACGGAGAAAUCACUUGCUCAGAUAAUAUCCAGUGUAGGUCAUUUUUUUUCUACAGGAAAACUAAAGCAGUGGGGCUACGUUAGAUGAGCUGUUUCAUCGUCAAUUGAAUUUACAGAUAGGAAUACAAAUAGAGAUUUCAUACUGUUUCACCUGUUAAAUCAUGUAAAUGAUUUAACCUGAAAGUUCAUAUUAUUCACAAGAAAUCCUUGUAUGGCAGCUCGUGUAAUUUAUCAGGACAGUAUAUACGAUAAAAACA